This is a messenger RNA of Morchella sextelata, 231 nucleotides long. RefSeq lists its product as uncharacterized. The record is from RefSeq and is a predicted model, not a curated record. The coding region runs from base 1 to 231 and encodes 76 amino acids. The transcript has 3 exons. Lineage: Eukaryota; Fungi; Ascomycota; Pezizomycetes; Pezizales; Morchellaceae.
AUGCUAUUCGACAUAUUUCUACUGUUGAAAAUCACCAAAUACUUAAUCGGAGGGAAAGGCGGGAGCCUGAACAGGGGGCUUGACCUACAUGCAAGCUUUUAUUUGCUACAAGGAGUUACUCUAGCCUCCACUGUAAUGCCCACUUUGGUUUUUGUCUCAAUAGCUUUGAGGAAUUCCACCCACAACACCCCCCCCGCGCUUUUCUUCCGUACCCGUAGUACAUAUGGUUGA